CCAUUUACAAUCCAUCAUCUAGAUCCCCCUCAGCCUCGUCAACACCAUGUCGACCCUCCUCCGCAUCUGGCCGCAACUCUUCCCCGCCAAACCCACCCUCACGGCGACGACGCUUCCGCCCCAAACGGACAAAGUAGUCAUCAUCACCGGGAGCACCUCCGGACUAGGCCUUGAACUCGCCCACGUCCUCUACUCUGCCGGCGCAACAGUGUACCUCGCCGCUCGCGACGAGGCCAAAGCUCAAGCCGUCAUCCACACCCUCACCACUACAGCCGCAGCCACCACCUCCACGCCAGGCAAAGUACACUUCCUCCACUUGGACCUCUCGGACCUCCGCACCAUAAAACCCGCCGUCUCGACAUUCCUAUCUCAACAAUCCCGUCUCGAUCUCCUCUUCAACAAUGCCGCCGUAGCCAGUGUCCCCCUAAUCAACCGCACCGCGCAAGGUCUCGAGCCGCACCUCGGCACGAACUGUGUCGGCCCCUACCUUCUCACGCAACUCCUUGCCCCGAUCCUAACGGAGACCGCCUGUCAUCCAGAUACACUCACCAACAGCGUCCGUGUCAUCUGGAGCAGCAGUAUGCUCGUCGACGUGAUGGUGCCAGCCCAAGGCGUUCCGCCCGCGGAGCUGGACUCCCCCAGCGCCGACGUCAACCACAACUACGCUGUCAGUAAAGCCGGAAACUGGUUCCUGGCGGACCGGUUGUCUCGGCAGCUGGGUGAGAAAGGGGUGAUUAGCAUCACCCAGAACCCGGGGAAUAUCUAUACGAAGAUCUAUGAUAAUGCGCCCCGCUGGACGGUGUGGAUGUCGACACCGGUUUAUUAUACGCCCAAGGAGGGCGUGAAUACCAUGCUUUGGGCGGGGUUUGCGCCGGAGAUGACGGUCCAGGAUGGCGGGCGAUAUGUCAUUCCGUUUGGGAGGUGGCAUCCGUGUCCGAGGCCGGAUUUGUUGGAGGCGAUGAGGGAUGAGGAGGAGGGAGGGAAGGGGUAUGCGAGGGUGUUUGAGGAGUGGUGUGAGAGGGUGACGAGGGAGUUUAGGUGA
This is a messenger RNA of Aspergillus heteromorphus CBS 117.55, 1042 nucleotides long. Its product is annotated as short-chain dehydrogenase. The coding region runs from base 47 to 1042 and encodes 331 amino acids. Lineage: Eukaryota; Fungi; Ascomycota; Eurotiomycetes; Eurotiales; Aspergillaceae. The transcript has a single exon. The record is from RefSeq and is a predicted model, not a curated record.